CGUCAAUAUGUCAGCCUACUUGCGACUCCUCUCACCAAUCCGAUCACGCCAAAGUUGCCCAGGGUGACUCUCCUUAACGUAGCAGAAGUCAGACAGACAUGAUUGGUGUGCCACCUUGAAUUGGAGAAAAGGCAGAGCGGUUUUUACCAUAGCAGUGCAGUGCUGUGGAGACUUUCAUCCCACUUGUUCCAAGUCAUGGAAAAAAGUGGAAGGCUGCACAGCCCUGUCUCCACUGCUCGGACGUGUGAUUCCACGGGCGCUUUCCAACCUCCCACCCCUGAUACUCCUCCUCCUCCUCCCCCACCUCCGCAGAUCCCCCCACCCCCGUGCCAGCCUCUUCCUCCCUUGGGUGGGGUUGGCUCCUCCGAGCUCGUUGGUGGUCUGGAGGAGAGCGUUGUGUGGGACGACGCAGGGAAGUCCUUGUCCCAAGCUGGGAAGGAGGAGAUUGCAAAAGGGAUUCAGAAGCUGCUCUCGUGGGGAAUGUGUAGUGAAGAGGAUGACACUGUGUGGAUAGCAAGCAAUCGCCACACAGCGCCCAUCCUCCAGCAUGGCCCAGAAUGUGGGAUUGUAGCCCUUUGCAUGGCUGUCAACAUGGUGGAGCCAGUCUUAGCAGACAGGAGGCACAUUGUGCAAACGGCCAAGAAGAAGGGGUACACUAUUCAAGGAGAGAUGUUCUCAGCCACAAAUUUGUUGGAGCUGGGUUCCCAAGCCUGUGGUGUGCGCGGCAGAGUGCUGGCAGGAAACAUGAUGGACAACCGGGAUGACAUCAUCGCGCACCUUGCCAGCGGUUGGCCUGUGCUGGUGCCAUAUGACAAGGAUGGCAACUGCGAGCCUUGCUGUCUGAGGGGUCACAAGGCACACUGGGCUGUCAUUACAGGGUUUUUGCUCCAGUGCAAAAGACAUGACUUGCAAGGUCUCCACACGACACAGAUGUAUCAGGAUCUUGACAUAUUAAACCUGUACCACAUCAGCAGUGGUAACUCUGAUAAGGUCAACGCGCAUGACAUCCAAACGGUCCACGCAAUCCUGCACCACGUUCCUACCUCGGAUGUCUACGUUCUGGCCAGGCAGGGCAAGAGCAGACACACCCACCCCUGGAGGUACUGCACCCUGGCAGACAGCAACCGCAACCUGACAGAACUCGGCGGCAACAUUGAAGCAGACAUUGAGAGAUACGUGAUCCCAGAGGGCGGUAUACAGGCAGGGCUGUGCGGCCAAGUUGUCUUGUUAAAACCAUGAUUAAAACAAUCUUGCCAAGAUGGUGUACCAUCGCAGAACGGGAAGUAUGGAGAAACACAGGUUAUGAGAUUAUUUUAAAAUGUUAAACAUCUAAAACUAGUUUUACAUCAUCAAUCGUCAGUAAACAAUGCAGAUCCUCAACUUUAGCAAUUUUAGCAAAAUUCUGUUCAAAAAUUCUUGUGUGUGUGUAAUGAAUGUGCAGUAUUAAUAGUCAUUCUGUACAUGUGAGUCUGACUUGUGUGUUGGCAAAAGGCCAUUUUAAGUAUUCAGUAACUUUUCAGGGAAUUUGUUGGAUCAAAGAGGUAAAUUUAAGUAUGCAAAUGCAUGACAAAACGGGAUAUACAUGUUUUGCCAUGGAAUAUUUCCUGUCUUUUUUGGGGGGGGGUUGGCUAAAGUGAUAUUUCAAGCACUUUCCAUGCCACACAAAUACAACACGAGACAACAUCUGAUGACUUUCUUUGUUAAUACAUCCAUUUAUUCGCUGGUGAUUAGCUAAUUUUGACCUGACAAUAUCUUAUAAAAAAUUACACCACAUGUACUCGAGAAUCUGUUCAGUUUCACAGUACAUGUACACACAACUUAAAAAAAAACCAAAUUUGUCAACUGGUGCCAAGUGAUGAAUACAAGUGUCACAAACUGAUGGAUUGUGUGCAAAAAAGACCAACUGUCUCAUCUAACCAACCACUGACUGUAAUUACCAGUUUCAAAAGGGAGAAAUUGUCUUUGUCAGUUUAAUAGAUCAUACAUUGUAACUAUACACUAACUCGAAUUUGAGAUGAAUUUGAAAAAAACAUGUAAUAAAGGGUUACAUGCAACACCAUA
Acanthaster planci (crown-of-thorns starfish) is the source of this 2061-nucleotide messenger RNA. RefSeq names its product chromosome 19 open reading frame 54 (gene c19orf54). The record is from RefSeq and is a predicted model, not a curated record. Lineage: Eukaryota; Metazoa; Echinodermata; Asteroidea; Valvatida; Acanthasteridae.